GGCGCGGCGCCCAAUCGCGAAGGCGCGGCGCCCAAUCGCGAAGGCACAGCGCCCUGUCGGUCGUGUUAGCCUUGCCUCGCCAGUGAAGGAGUCGGGUGAGCGCUCGCCUAAGGAGGCAUUGGGCUCCUCCGAGUCGAGGGACCCGGGCCGUCACCCGCAGAAAUCGAGUGACCAAGAGCAGCACCCGCCGAACAUGGCGCCCUGGACGCUGUGGCGCGGCUGCCAGCGUGUGGUGGGCUGGGUGCCGGUGCUCUUCAUCUUCUUCGUGGUGGUCUGGUCGUACUACGCGUACGUGGUGAAGCUGUGCGUGUAUACUAUUUCUAGAGAUGAGAAAGGAAAGACCGUUGUUUACCUUGUGGCUUUCCAUCUGUUCUUUGUUAUGUUUGUAUGGUCCUAUGGGAUGACAAUAUUCACAACUCCCGCUACCCCCUCCAAAGAGUUCCAUUUGUCCAAUUCAGAAAAGGAGCGUUAUGAAAAGGAAUUUAGCCAAGACAGACAACAAGAAAUUUUGAGAAGAGUAGCAAGAGAUUUACCUAUCUAUACCACCUCAGCUUCAAAAGCUAUCAGAUACUGUGAAAAAUGUCAGUUGAUCAAACCUGAUCGGGCGCAUCACUGCUCUGCAUGCGACACAUGUAUUCUUAAGAUGGAUCAUCACUGCCCAUGGGUGAAUAACUGUGUGGGAUUUUCUAAUUACAAAUUUUUCCUGCUGUUUUUGUUGUAUUCCCUAUCAUACUGCCUUUUCGUGGCAACAACCGUUUUAGAAUACUUUAUAAAAUUUUGGACGAAUGAGCUGGCAGAUCCACAUGUAAAAUUCCACGUGCUUUUCCUGUUCUUUGUGUCUGCAAUGUUCUUCAUCAGCAUCCUCUCAUUAUUCAGCUACCACUGCUGGCUAGUUGGAAAAAAUAGAACAACCAUAGAAUCAUUCCGUUCACCUACAUUUUCGUAUGGACCUGAUGGAAAUGGUUUCUCUCUUGGAUAUAUUAAAAAUUGGAGACAAGUCUUUGGUGAUGAAAAGAAAUACUGGCUACUUCCAAUAUUUUCAAGUUUGGGAGAUGGUUGCAGUUUUCCAACUCGCCUUGUAGGGAUGGAUCCAGAACAAGCUUCUGUUACAAACCCAAGUGAAUAUGCCAGAAGUAUUGGCUCAAAUCAACCUUUUCCUACCAAACCACUCAGUGAGUCAAAGAACCGUUUGUUGGACAGUGAAUCUCAGUGGCCAGAAAAUGGAGCUGAAGAAGGUGUCGCCAGAGCAGGGACAAAUAACCAUGUUACAGUGGCAAUAGAAAAUUGAGUACCACUUGUUCAUAACUAACCAUUUGAUAAUUUCAAGGUAUAUAAAAACAUUGUGGACUAAUGCUUUCUAUUUUAUUUGCAAGAAAGUGAUCAUCAGAAUGAAAUAAUUCAAGUAUAACAGAAGAUAUAUUUUUUUUUAAAAAAGGAAGCCUUUAUGCAGUUUGCUGGAUCCACAGAAGCACUACAGAGCAGAAAGAUGCCUUAAUUCAUGUGUCCACUUGUGCAACAUUGACUCGCAGCUCAAAAGUGACUUACUUUUACUUUGGAAAUAACAUGUACCUGUCAUCAGAUGCUACGUUAUGAGCUAUUGUCACAUAUUAAUAUGACAUGUGUAUUUUCUUGAUACCUGACUUAGAAUAUUAGAGUUCUUAGUAGCCAUAUAAAUUGUCCUUCCAAAAACAUAAACUAAAAACUUAAGUACAUCUAGGCCAGUUGGCAGCUGAAAGUGAAUAAUACCCUAAUUACUCUUGCUUGUACUGUGUAAGGGAAAAGAAAAUAACUGCUUUUUAAAAUUGGGUGUUUGCUAAUUUAUAAUUACUAUUUUAUACUUUUCAACAUUUUUAAUACAGUUUUUUUUAUUGUUGGCUAUAAAAAUAACACUCAAGUAUUCAGAUGCCUAAAUGUAUAAUCAUUUAGAAUAUAGAACACACUGGUAUAACUCAUUGAUGGCUUAGUAAGAAGCAUUAAUACAAUGGUAUACUGUAGUAUAGUGCAUUCACAUGGGAAACAUUUGGCAGUACAUGAAAUGUUUUAGGUCCUCACUGCUGCUUGAUUACUGUCUGUUGAAUUUUCAGGGGUAUUUAUAUGGGGCAGGGAAACAAAGGUAUAUAUGCCAUAGAUUAGAAGCGACUAGAAGAGAAAGAAUAGGCAGGAUACUAUAAAUGGCUUAAAUAUUCUCAGUCUUAAAAGUAUUUAGAAUGUUACUGAGUUGACUUUUCAGAUUUCCUUUUUGAUAAUAACUAAAAAUUACUGUGAUACUUUUUAUAGUAUUCCUGUAACAGGAUCGUUCAAAUCGAACAACUUCAGAAUAAUAGAGCUCUCAGGAAGAAAUUUAAAACCCUGAGUAGUCACUUAAAUUCCCAGUCUCAAGCCAAAAUCCUAAGAGCAAGCCCCGUCUCAUGGGAAGUACUUUUUUUAAAAUCUAGGCUCAGUGGCAGCAGUGGGUAUGUUCCAGAGCAUAGUACAGUGUGCUAUAAAAUACAAUGUAAAAAUAUUAUUCCUUAUUUAUACUGCUUAAUCAAACACACAAGCCCACAAUGAUUGCUUCCCAAAGGCAGGCAGAGAUCUUACCAGCACCUGUAGGUAGAUAUGACAGGUUGGCCUGUAAAUGGAUCACAGGAGAAAGAGGGUGCCUUUGAGGUGCUGGACCCCAUGGCUUCUGCAGUGCCAAGUUUUGCUUCUCAUUCUUCCAACAAGUAUUUGGGGAGUACCUUCUGUACAUUGAUCAGGAUGCAAAGGUUUCCUAGUCCUCCAUAAACCAGAUAGUGGCUACUCCAGUUUAUUUGGUUUUGUUUUGUUUGUUUUUUAUUACUGUUUGCAGUCUGUGUCUGGACUCUUGGCCUACACCAGUGAAGAGAGUUGUUUGGUUAUCUGUGCCCUGGUUGCUAAGUGCAUAUGUGUUCUUUUAUAACACUUCAGCAAAGUCCUUCAUCUUCUCUACUCAUGAGUGCCUGUUUAAGGGUAGCUUAGAAAUAGUCUCAUCUCUUUUGUGAUCUGCUGAGAUAGAGCAUCUUUUGAUAACUAAUCAUCCCUGUGAGUUGAUCAUCUUCAGAGCAUUAGCAACUUUACACAAAUUUGAGAGUUUUGCCCAAGUGAGGUCUUCAUUACCUUUAAGCUGAAAUAGUUGGAGAAAGGGGAGGUUUCAUCCUGUAGGAGACAGUUUUCAACAGCUUAGAAUUGUGUAAUUUCUCAGCCUUCUAGAAGUGUGCCUGCAUGAUUAAGCCUUUCUGUAAACAGCUUUUCAUGGUGCUGUAUGGAGUCAUUUCAAAGAAGGUGGCAACCUGUUUGAACUGGUUCAUCCAGUGGGCAAAUGGACCCAAACAGUGCAUGUUGAGGCCUUCAGUUGCAAACCAUGUUGCUACUUCUUUGAAAUCCAGAGUUAGAUUUAGAUCAUCAGCAGGUACAGGGACCUCCUGGUUUGCUUGUUGCAAAGAGGUCUUUGAACUUUGUGGUUAUCUAUUACAUGGGGCUAUAGCUUGCCUUCCUUAACAUAAAGUAAAUACUUGGAAAGGCAGCCUUUACAAUCUGGCACUUAAUGCUCACAGACAUAACAUCCUCCCACCCUUUAAUCCAAGGUGCAGAGUUCCCUUUUCCAUUGUGAAGUGACCCAUCCUUUCCUGUUCUAUUACAACCUCAUAUUGUUGAGUGACUCAUAAGAAGCAUGUUCCCAAUGACUUGAGACUGCUCCUCCAGGGGCUGUAGCCUUUGCUUUAGUGAUCCAGGCUAUUGCCAUACAGGAAGCAGACAAAAAGCACUUUGUCUUCUUCAAAGUAAUGUCUGUUUCACUGAUGGCACCUAUUCUGUGUGACAUUGUAUUUGUAUCCCCCUAGUUUACAAUUGAAAGGAUUUGUUGGAUUUUCACUAUACUAAUAUUAAAUCUUACUAGGUAACUUCUCCCCCUUUUGGACUAAAAACUGCAUUAGCUUUGAAGACAUUGUUCCGAGUACUAUAAUAUAGAUUCUUCUACCUUUGUUUCAACACUUAAUUGUAACAAUCUUGAUUCUGCAAAACUAGGCUGAGAGUUAAAAGAGAUCAAUUACCAACCAAAAACAUAACUUCAGUUUGAUGGUUUACAUAAUUAUAAGGGAUUAGUAAAUACUUAAACAUACUUGAUCACUUUCAGAAACAUUCUGGUCCUUUUGUAUUUGUGCAUGUAAAUCAAAGGAUUUGCAUGCAUUUGGCUGACAAGUAAGGAAGAAAUUUCCCCUUAAACCUAUAUUCAGGAAUUUAUGUGGAAUUAUCAUCUUUCUGACUUUUCAUUAGCUAUUUAUCCUCUUAAAUAGCAUAGUAAACACCUUUUCUGAAUUUUUUUAAAGCUUUAGUUACUUUAACCUAUAGCCAACAUUUUUGCCAUAUUUAGCCUUUCUCCCACCCCAGUACUGGGCAUUGACUCCAGCACUGAGUAGUAUUCCUAGCCGAGGCUGAAGUUAUUCAUACAUAUUAGUGGCCAUUCUUUAAGAGCCUUCAAGUGGCAUGGGAAUCAGGGAAAGGCUGCCUCUUUGGUUAUUCAACUGGUAUUGAAUAAAUGCUCAAUUGUUUGAAGAGCCAAGGUUAAAUGACACCUUACCAAAAUUUCUAGUUACUAUCUUUUAUCCUUCAAGCACUUGAACAUCUGUGAUGAUACUUAAAGAAAAGGAAGUAAAAUUUCAGGUUUUGCCAUUGCCAUUAAACACCAACUAGACAAGAGUUGUUUUAGCUGGGUAAAGAUUUACUUGAUUAUUCAGUACCUGAGGCCUCUAAUCAGUAUCAUUAUGCCAAACCAAAGAGCAGCUGCAGUGUAUUAAUUAAAAAUGAACAUGUUUACAAUGCUUAGUUUCACCUUUCCAUAAGGAUGACUUUUU
Molecule: messenger RNA, 4850 nt
Organism: Perognathus longimembris pacificus (Pacific pocket mouse)
Lineage: Eukaryota; Metazoa; Chordata; Mammalia; Rodentia; Heteromyidae
Gene: Zdhhc20
Product: zinc finger DHHC-type palmitoyltransferase 20
Exons: 13
Coding region: 194-1288 (364 amino acids)
Biological process (GO): synaptic vesicle maturation; protein targeting to membrane; peptidyl-L-cysteine S-palmitoylation
Cellular component (GO): Golgi apparatus; endoplasmic reticulum
Molecular function (GO): protein-cysteine S-palmitoyltransferase activity
Source: RefSeq, a predicted model, not a curated record